GUGGAUCUGGAGGUGAGCAGGGAGAAGACAAGGAACCUGAUUUGUGGGAAAACCAGCUCCACUGCCAGGUGUGGAAGGAGCUGAGAGGGUCUCCAAAGGUGGGACAUUACUGCUGCAGGAGGAGCUGUGGAUGAUCUGCUGCCAUGCACCGCUUAAGGACUACAUUUAUACGGCUAUGGCCUUUAACAACACCACAGAUAGCCCAAAACCCAGCUCAGAAUAGACUGUGGGUGCCCGGGGGACACCUCGGGACAUUUCAUGUUGUGAGACACCUGAACGCUCCUGUGGCUGCCGAGCCUUUCCUGAACGGCACCAGCUCCAACUAUGUGGAGGAGAUGUACCAAACGUGGCUGGAGAAUCCCAGCAAGGUCCACAAGUCCUGGGAUACAUUUUUCCGGAAUGCAAAUGCUGGAGCUCCACCUGGUGCGGCCUACCAGAGCCCUCCGCCACUAAAUGGUGUUUCUGAGGGACUGACCGGAGUCCAGGAUCUGCUGGGAGCUCAACUCGAUGUGGAGAAACUAGUGAAGGAUCAUCUAGCAGUGCAGGCGCUGAUCAGAGACUACCAGGUCCGAGGACAUCACUUAGCGAAGUUGGACCCUCUGGGCAUCGGCUGCGUGGACUUUGAUGACACUCCAUGUUCUGUUGGUUUCCAGAACGUUGGGUUGUAUGGCCUAGCAGACAGUGACCUGGACCGGGUCUUCCGCCUUCCCACCACCACCUUCAUCGGUGGAAAUGAAAGCGCUCUGACGCUCAGGGAGAUUAUUCACCGCCUUGAGACGGCCUACUGCCAGCAUAUUGGGGUGGAGUUCAUGUUCAUUAAUGAUGUGGAGCAGUGUAAGUGGAUCAGGCAGAAGUUUGAGACACCAGGAAUCAUGCAGUUCAGCUUGGAGGAGAAGAAGACUUUGUUGGCCAGAAUGAUUCGAUCCACCAGGUUUGAGGAGUUUCUUCAGAGGAAGUGGUCUUCAGAGAAACGUUUCGGUCUGGAAGGUUGCGAGGCUCUCAUUCCGGCCCUGAAGACCAUCAUAGACAAGUCCAGUCAGAGCGGCGUGGAGAGUGUGAUCAUGGGAAUGCCUCACAGAGGCAGGCUGAACGUUCUGGCUAAUGUGAUCCGGAAGGAUCUGGACCAGAUCUUCUGCCAGUUUGACUCCAAGCUGGAGGCUGCAGAUGAGGGUUCAGGUGAUGUGAAGUAUCACCUGGGGAUGUACCACAGAAGGAUAAACCGGGUCAGUGACCGGUACGUCACCAUGUCUCUCAUGGCAAACCCAUCCCACCUGGAAGCUGUGGACCCAGUGGUGCAGGGAAAAACCAAAGCUGAACAGUUUUACUCUGGAGAUACCGAGGGCAAGAAGGCGAUGUCUAUUCUUCUUCAUGGUGAUGCUGCGUUUGCCGGACAGGGGAUUGUUUACGAGACGUUCCAUCUGUCAGACCUGCCGUCAUACACCACCCAUGGUACCAUACAUGUGGUGGUCAACAACCAGAUUGGAUUCACCACAGAUCCCAGGAUGGCUCGUUCAUCUCCAUACCCGACGGAUGUGGCUCGAGUGGUCAAUGCCCCCAUCUUUCACGUCAACGCUGAUGACCCCGAGGCUGUGAUGUAUGUGUGCAGCGUAGCAGCCGAGUGGAGGAACACCUUCCAUAAAGAUGUUGUCAUAGACCUGGUGUGUUACAGGCGUAACGGUCAUAACGAGAUGGAUGAGCCCAUGUUCACCCAGCCUCUGAUGUACAAGCAGAUCAAGAAGCAGAACAAGGUCCUGCAGACGUUUGCAGACAAGCUCAUUGCUGAAGGAGUUGUUACAACACAGGACUACGAGGAGGAAGUAGUCAGGUACGACAAAAUCUGUGAAGAAGCCUACGUUCGCUCCAAAGAUGAGAAGAUCCUCCACAUCAAGCAUUGGCUGGACUCCCCCUGGCCAGGCUUUUUCACCCUGGAGGGUCAACCUAAAUCUAUGAGCUGCCCAUCGACGGGCAUCAGUGAAGAUGAACUAAGUCACAUUGGAAACAUCGCAGCUUCAGUCCCUGUGCAAGAUUUCUCAGCUCACGGAGGCAUCAGUCGUAUCCUGAAGGGUCGAGCCAACAUGGUGAGUCAGCGAGUUUGUGACUGGGCUCUCAGCGAGUACAUGGCCUUCGGCUCGCUGCUGAAAGAAGGAGUCCACGUGCGUCUCAGUGGACAGGAUGUAGAGAGGGGCACAUUCAGCCAUCGACACCAUGUCCUUCACGAUCAAAACGUUGAUAAAAGAACCUGCAUCCCGAUGAACCACAUGUCCCCUGAUCAGGCUCCUUACACUGUCUGCAACAGCUCUUUGUCUGAGUACGGAGUUCUGGGUUUCGAGCUGGGCUUUGCCAUGGCCAGUCCCAACGCUCUGGUUCUGUGGGAGGCCCAGUUUGGAGACUUUCACAACACAGCUCAGUGCAUCCUGGACCAGUUCAUCAGCUCAGGACAGGCCAAAUGGGUCCGACAGAACGGCAUCGUGCUGCUGCUCCCUCACGGCAUGGAGGGGAUGGGUCCAGAACACUCAUCUGCCCGUCCUGAAAGGUUUCUACAGAUGUGCAAUGAUGACCCAGAUGUUUUUCCUACAUUUUCAGAGGACUUUGCAACACAUCAGCUUCAUGACUGUAACUGGAUUGUGGUCAAUUGUUCAACUCCUGCAAACUACUUCCAUGUUCUCCGUAGACAGAUCCUGCUGCCGUUCAGAAAGCCUCUCAUCGUGUUUACGCCAAAGUCACUGUUGCGCCACCCUGAGGCCAAGUCGAGCUUUGAUGACAUGUUGCCUGGUACCCACUUCCUGCGUCUCAUUCCGGAGGACGGGCCUGCAGCCGUCAGCCCAGAGGAAGUGAAAAGAGUCAUUUUCUGCACCGGCAAGAUUUACUACGAACUGAUCAGGGAACGGAAGAACAGAGGCCUGGAUAAAGCUGUCGCUGUUGUUCGUGUUGAGCAGCUCUCACCGUUUCCUUUCGACCUCGUGAAAGCAGAGACGGAUCGAUACCUGAACGCUGAGCUGGUCUGGUGUCAGGAGGAGCACAAGAAUCAGGGAUACUAUGACUACGUCAAGCCCCGCCUCCGUACUACAAUUGGACGAACACGCCCCAUCCGGUAUGCUGGCCGUGAGCCUGCAGCAGCUCCAGCCACCGGGAACAAGCACACACACCUCAUGGAGCUGCAGAGGUUGCUGGACACAGCCUUUGGUGUGGACGGAUCCUCAGGGAAACUUUAAAUCAGUCUUUGAUCCCACCUACUGGACGGGCCUCAGGCUCCAGGUUCUGGCUUCACUGUUUGCUGACGUUUUGCACUGAUGUUCAGACAAAAGGCACAAAGAUUUUUAAGCACUGUUACCACGCAGGUUCACAGGGAUGGACACAAUGAAGGAAAUGAGCAAUUAUUUUAUGCAAACUGAAUGUGUAAGGUCAGGUUUAAUCAGGUUCAUAUUCAUCUGCCAAUCAGGGAUUUGCUGGUCAAUUAUUGUCAAUAAUUUAUUAUCUUAUAGAAACUCUUAAAAUAUUUCUACAAAUUGUACCCAUGUUUUAAAUUUGUAGAAAACGAUUUCCCUCAAGAAUUUCUCUGUAUGUUGCUUCAUGCUCCUACAAGUUGUACUUUUUUCCAGUUCUUGACAGUGGCGGAGCCAGACAUUUUUCUCAGGGGUGGCCAGACUGGGACCACUACUCACACAGGGGUGUCCAGACUG
Austrofundulus limnaeus is the source of this 3680-nucleotide messenger RNA. RefSeq names its product 2-oxoglutarate dehydrogenase, mitochondrial. Gene Ontology annotation, biological process: tricarboxylic acid cycle. The coding region runs from base 144 to 3212 and encodes 1022 amino acids. Lineage: Eukaryota; Metazoa; Chordata; Actinopteri; Cyprinodontiformes; Rivulidae. Gene Ontology annotation, molecular function: thiamine pyrophosphate binding; oxoglutarate dehydrogenase (succinyl-transferring) activity. The transcript has 22 exons. The record is from RefSeq and is a predicted model, not a curated record. Gene Ontology annotation, cellular component: oxoglutarate dehydrogenase complex; mitochondrion.